This is a messenger RNA of Corythoichthys intestinalis (scribbled pipefish), 3344 nucleotides long. RefSeq names its product UDP-glucuronosyltransferase 2B16-like. The record is from RefSeq and is a predicted model, not a curated record. NCBI's taxonomy places the organism in Eukaryota, Metazoa, Chordata, Actinopteri, Syngnathiformes, Syngnathidae. The transcript is spliced from 2 exons. Gene Ontology annotation, molecular function: UDP-glycosyltransferase activity. Bases 332 to 1924 code for a protein of 530 amino acids.
GAAAUUUCUGAAAUUAAAACUGCGCAGUAUUGACCUCUUGCUUCCAGUCUUUUAUUUGGUAAUCCAGUCUGGUCGUCUGACCUGAAUUGAAAACGAACACGCGGAGGACCUGAAAGACUGCCUCCAGCAGGAUCCAAGUGGGAUGGAAAAAACACGAGCGGAAAGAGAUUUGACUCUGGCUCAAACAAAAGAUCAGAAUUCCAGAAGGGGGGAAAAAACCAGCUAAUGUUCCGUUAUGUAAGAGAUUAUUUGUUCUCUAUCCGCUCAGUAAUUCAAACUUGAGGAACACAAUAGUUUGUGUGUGAAGUUAGCUGCUCCAACGAGAUUAAAGAUGCCCAUGCAUGGAUACUCACUUUUCUUCCUAGCACUCCUUGUGUUGUUGUCAUCGUGGAGAGUUUGUUUUUGUGGUAAGAUUCUUGUAGUACCCUUCGAGGGCAGCCUCUGGUUGAAUAUGGAGGUCCUGGUUAAAGCACUCCACUCUCACGGUCACUCCAUGGAUGUGAUACGGACUGAUAAGAGCUGGUACAUUAAGGAUGGCAUGCCACACUACAACACCAUCACGGUAUCCGUCAACGAAGUGUUCGACCCGGACUUUGUCAAUCCUCUUCUGGAGAAGACUUUUGCUCUGGAGAGGCAGCAAAGCUCCUUGAUGAGCUUUCUAAGUCUUAAUCUUCAAAUGUUCAAGGCGAUGUCCGGUACCAGCAGGAUCAUGUGCAAGUUGGCCAUUGAGAUAUUAAAAGAUGACAAUUUAAUGGCUCGUCUGAGGGAGAGUCAGUAUGACCUGGUUCUCACAGACCCGGAGUUGGGAACGGGUAUCAUGUUGGCUCAUGCUCUACAGCGACCUUUAGUCUAUAAUGUGCGUUGGGUGAUGAGCAAAGAGGGGCAUCUGGUCCUGGCGCCUACUCCUUUGUCUUACGUUCCUAUGACUGGCUCCGGACUGUCUGAUAAGAUGACUUUCUUCCAAAGGAUUAAGAAUCUUAUAUACUUCGCCACAUGGGAAUUCCAGUAUAUAUUUUUAGUCAUACCUCAUUACCAAGCUGUCUGCGAUCAGUUCUUUGGCCCAGAGGUAAGAUUUGAUGAACUUAUCCAGAGUGCUGACUUGUGGCUCAUGAGAGCAGACUUUGUCUUUGAGUUCCCUCGCCCCACCAUGCCCAACGUAAUUUACAUGGGAGGCAUCCAGUGUAAGCCCGCAGAACCUCUACCCGACCACCUGGAGGAGUUUGUACAGAGUUCUGGAGAACAUGGCAUUAUCGUCAUGUCUUUGGGGACUAUUGUGAGCCAACUCCCUGAAGAUGUCGCCGAUGAGAUCGCAGCUACUUUUGCCAAGCUCCCGCAAAAGGUCAUCUGGAGCUACAGAGGUUCCAAGCCUUCCACUUUGGGUAACAACACCCUCCUUGUGGGCUGGAUGCCACAAAAUGACCUGCUUGGGCAUCCCAAGACUAAAGUCUUCGUGGCUCAUGGUGGGACAAGCGGCGUCCUGGAGGCAAUUUACCACAGCGUCCCAGUGGUGGGAAUACCAUUGUUUUUUGACCAGUAUGACAACCUGGUGCGUUUGUCAGAGAGAGGAGCAGGUGUGAUGGUCACAUUGGCCUUAAUUAACAAAGAUGAUAACUUCCUGAAGGCCCUCCAGGAAGUUAUUACCAAUCCUUCCUACAGGAACAACAUGCAGAAGCUCUCCAAGCUCCACAAAGACCAGCCCAUCCCACCGCUAGACAAUGCUCUCUUCUGGAUCGAGUUUGUUAUGCGGCACCAGGGUGCAGCUCACCUGAGGACCGAGUCCUACAAGCUACCCUGGUACGCCUACUACUCUGUGGACGUAUAUCUAUUCCUGUCUGGGGUUGUGCUUGUUUUGUUGUUAACAUUUUUUAUCGUGAUGAGACUGUUGUGCUCAGCUUUAUGUAAGAGGAAAUUGAAACGUGACUAGAUCAGUCAUAUUGUUUCUUUACAAAGAUGGCAGUUAUGAUUGUGCUCCCUGUUGUGUUUUUCAGGAUCACAUCUGUAAAACAAAUUAAUAAUGAGCUGUUUCUUUGACGAUAUUAGGAGAAAUCAAACUGUUUAGUAUUAUCUCCCACUGGAAUGUGAUCAUUGGCUGCCAUCCCUUCUAUUUCAAAUGAACUUUAUCACAUUCCGUGAAACCAAUGUGGUAAUUGUUCCCAAAAACCUAGAACUAGUUAAGACCUGCCUGUUCAAGGAGAGCCCUGUUUGGAAUGCGUUGUCAUAUAACCUCAAAGGUCUAUUUCUUUUGGUACAGAAACCAGCGUAGGCUAUGUUGGAUCUCUUCACAUUUAACUCCUGUGUGCAGUGCAGACUCCUGAAUAUGCAGAGCAGAAAAUAUCAUUUUUAGGCCAGAAAGUUAGCUUUCUUCAAUAAGUUUGGAGGCUCUUUAUCACGGGAUCUCAUUAUUGAUUGUCCAAUGAGCUGGCAUUGCUAUGAGGGGGGAAAGGGGGCUCACGAGAUAUGGAGAUGGGUGAUAAAUGAAGAAUCGCUAGCCUCCUUGAAGUAAGAUCUUCAAUCCCAAAGGCAUCAUUCCACAGCUGAGCUAUUCACCAAUAGACAGAGGAAGUUGAGUUGUUCUGGUAUGAGUAUUUAGUCUUGAUUCAUAAUUUGUGACAUCCUUAGAUUCUAUGGUUUAUGAUGUCUGGGUAUAUUAGUGUGUUUGUGGGGUGGGGGCACAUCUUAUUCUUUUCAAUCAUUGUUUGCGACUUACAAAUCACUCAAUUCGCUGUACAUUUCUAUUUAUUUUACUUGUGAUACGCUAAACAUCGCAAUUCAAACUUUAUGUACAGUGGAGCAAAUAAGUAUUUAGUCAACCACUAAAUGUGCGAGUUUUCCCGCUUGAAAAUAUUAGAGGCCUGUAAUUGUCAACAUGGGUAAACCUCAACCAUGAGAGACAGAAAGUGGGGGAAAAAAGAAAAUCACAUUGUUUGAUUUUUAAAGAAUUUAUUUGCAAAUCACGGUGGAAAAUAAGUAUUUGGUCAAUACCAAAAGUUCAUCUCAAUACUUUGUUAUGUCCCCUUUGUUGGCAAUAACUGAGGCCAAGCGUUUUCUGUUUCUCUUCACAAGCUUUUCACACACUGUUGCUGGUAUUUUGGCCCAUUCCUCCAUGCAGAUCUCCUCAAGAGCAGUGAUGUUUUGGGCUGUCAUUGGGCAACAUGGACUUUCAACUCCCUCCAAAGAUUUCCUAUGGGGUUGAGAUCUGGAGACUGGCUAGGCCACUCCAGGACCUUGAAAUGCUUCAUACGAAGCCACUCCUUUGUUGCCCUGGCUGUGUAUUUGGGAUCAUUGUCAUGCUGAAAGACCCAGCCACGUGUCAUCUUCAAUGCCCUUGCCGACUAAAUACUUAU